GGGUGAGGAGAAAGACGAGACGAGGGGGGAUGGAAACGAGAGAGAAUCGCGCCGAAAGACGAGUUACUAGAGUCCGACGAGGACGGAGAGCGUCGGGCCGACGAAGACGACAAAGUCAGACCAACGCCGCCCGAGCGAGACCGAAUCCAGCCGAGGGCAGGCAGCGCCGUUGGCGUAGUAACGUGUCGUGGCUCGUACGCGCUGCCUCGCUCGCCUGCCUGCCUGCCUGCCUGCCUGCCUGCCUGGCUGCCUGCCUGCCUGACUCACUGUCCGUGCGAGGCCACGACUGUGUGCGGCCCGCUCUCUGCGUGGCGCGUCGAGUCGCCGCGCGAGGGGCGACACGCUUGUGUGCGUCCGUGGAUGGGGGUCCCGGCCCGGCUCUCGGCCCGUCCCGUCCCGUGGAGUAUCGCACCGCUCGCCACCCGCUAUCCACAGCAGUUUCAGCCCGCUUGCCAGUGUCCCACCGCACGCCGAACCGUUUGCACUCAGAAGCGAUCAGGGAGCCCUUCUCUCCCUCGACGUCCCCCUUCGAGAAAGAGGCGCGCGCGCGCGUUUCCACCCCUACGGGUACCCUGCUGCACACCGACUUCGUAUCUUCCUCGCUGUCUCGUCUCCGUUACGCUAGUUCCUCUUCGUUCCUCACCGUCCGCCUUCCUCUUCUUUUUCUUUGGGCAGUUUCUCGGUGCUUCUCUUCGCCGUCAGUCAUACGCCUUGCCUCCUUCUCGCGCCAAGGCGCUCCCUCUUCGUUCCGUCGGCGUGUUUAACUCCCGCCGUCCCACCACGCGCCCCCCACCACCGUUCUGUCCCGUUCGCUCGGCUCCUUUCGUUCCCAGUCGUUCUCUCUCGCUCCACGGGUAGCGCCGGUGUGUACUCCCGCUGUCACCUGAUCGCGGGACGCUUUUCGCGGGUGAGAUACCGCUCGGCCACCGAGUCAACCGAGUCUGCCGCCGCCGCCGCCGCCGCUCGGUUUCCCUCCCACCCUCCCGCGCUGGCUCCUUCGGCAUCUGCUCCUGCUCUCCCUCUUCCUCCUUCGUUCCACGGGAGCGCCCGCGCUCUUUCCUUUGCGUCUCGCGCGGACACGUCGUGCUGCUCUCUUCCUAUACUCGGCUCGUUGCCGCCGCGCGACGUCGAACGUGCGCGCGGCUAGCUGGUGGUUUUCGAGAGGGAACGAGAAGAAAAGGAAAAGGAAGACGAAAGAGUUGGGAGGGAAGACAGAGAGGGAAACGGAGUAGCAGUGCGCGCCACCGACAUCGUCCGACCGCGACUGGCUCGCCCGAUCUCUCGCCUCUUCUUCCUCCUUUCACGGAUCUUCGUGCACGUCUCCUGAAGCCGACUGGGAGAGGGAGGUGACACUUUCGGAACGUGGACACGCGGCACGCACGGAUCGUCACGCUGGAUACGUGAGGAUUCAGAAUUCUGCUGGCUACCGUGCUCUUCUACAGGUCGGUAAUAGUAUUCGUGCUUAUGCGAGUUAGUGUUCACGUUCUUUUUAUCCUCUGGACUUGGUGCGCGUUUGUUUUUUUUUUCUUCGUCUCGUGCAAACGUUGGAUUUCCUCUUCUUAUUGUGACAAAGUCUGAAAUCGUCGCGACGACUGCAAACAACUCCUCCGCGAGAGUUGGCUGAUUUUCCGUCUUCAACCCGGAAGCGACUACGACGACAGCCCCGUCGGAGCAUCGGGAACCUGGGAGCAUCAGUGUGUGUGCCUCAGUGUCUGCCGGGUAUUCCUCUCGGUGUGUGUAUGUGUGUGUGUGUACACGUUGCCAGGAUAAUGCUGUCGGUGGUCGACGGUUUCGGUGAUCGACGACGAUUCAGUCGGUGAACUAGUGACAGUGGUGAAAUCGAUCGACAGAGAAACCGGCUAGCAGCGCCCGUCCUAAAUAUAGCCAGGAAUAAUGGCCAGCGCGACAAUGGGUCUCCGUCGCAGAGUGCAGGUGAACAAUUCACCAACCCCGUCGGGUCAAUCCAGCGUGUCCAGCAAGCGUUCCAGGUCUGAGAACAACAACAGUCCGUCCCACGGCAAUCUGAACUCGAUGAACACCACCCGGGACGAGCCACCUACGAAAAAAUCCCGUGGGACGUCCACCAACGCCACGAAGGCGGCGUCCGCGUCUUCGUCGUCCCCUGACGUCAGUCCCACGUCGAAAGGCCGGUCGGUGUCGAGGUCCAAUGCGCAGUCGAAGGCGUCAGCAGCGGAGAGCAACGGGGUCCUGCCAACCUGGACGACCGCAUCGAACAUGCCCGACAUGUCUACGUACGCUUCGGUGGCUGGACUGAACAUGCCUCCCGGUUCGGCGGCUGGUUUGUGCCCCGGCGGGCUCAGUAUGCCCACCCCGAUACCAUACAUGUCCUCGUCUAUGGCGACGUUUGUUGGAACCGCAACCAACCUCGGCAAGAGCUCUUCGGUAUCAUACUUGGACAUCUCCAACAUGACCGGAGGUUCGUUGAGCUCGAACGGAUCCGGCAGCCUCAGUUCGGGCUACGUGUCCGCUAAUGGGACCGCGGGCAGCGCGAUGGACUCUAAGAGCGUGCCCAUGCCCUUUCCUGGGAUAACUUCUACGGUGAACGGGGCUGAGUACGGCAUGCAGAAGGGCCAAGCAGAAGGCGCGAGUCUGCCCAAAAAGUUCCAAAACGACGGGAUGUUUAACGCGUAUCAACCAUGGGUGAUCAAAACCUACGGGGACCUGGCAAAGACCAAAACGAUCACGAUCACUAAGUACGCGCGUAUACUGAGAACACUCAGAGGUGAGGAAGUGAAUAGUGCGGAGAACAGUAAGUUUCGAUUCUGGGUGAAGAGCAAGGGCUUCCACAUCGGCCAGCCGGAAGGAUACGACGCGAAACCGGCGGACAGGAUUAUCGGCCGUCAUGCAGUGACGAGUCCUGGAUUGGAUCCUCCGCUGUACGUGCCCACGCAGCUGCCCCACAACAAGGCAUUAAAUGGCGCCGAGGGCACGGUUCCACCCGGAAGAGUGUACAAGAAGGUUGCAAUCGUGGAGAACUUUUUCGACAUCAUCCAUGCUGUCCACGUUGAUCUCGAGGGUCGUCCAGGAAAGCAUGCAGGUCAGAAGAGGACGUACAGGACGAUCACGGAAACGUACGGCUUUCUUCCACGCGAGGCGGUAACGCGAUUUCUGCUGGGCUGCACGGAAUGCCAACGACGCCCGCGGACCCCGAGCCCGACGAAUUUAUCCACCCAGGCGCAGUCUACGACGACGACUCCGAUAACGACGACGACGACGACGACGACGACGUCGUUGAGCCCUAACGCGGGCGCCGCCCUCACGACGACGACGACGGCGUCAGUGCAAAGUAGUUCUAAGCCGCGCGAGGGACAUCAGCCCGGUGACAGCAAGGGUCUGUACAGCUACAGGCAUCACAAGCAUCACAAGGGUAGCGGGUCGAUAGAUAAAACCGAUAAGGAGAAGGAGGAGAAGUACAAUCCCUUGAGUAUCACGAAUCUGCUGAAGAAGGAGCCAGUCGCAGGGAGUUUUUUACCGAGCACGGAAACCCUACCCGAGUCCAGGCGAACCCCGGAGUCGGAUCGAGCGAGCUCGAGAAGUUCGGCCUCGUCGAAGAGGAAAAGGAUGUUGCCAGAGGGGCGAACGCCAUCCCCUCAGCCCAGCCAGCCGUUGCCAAGGCCGUGGAGUCCUGGACUCGAUCCCAAGAACACGCCCAUCGACUACAGUCUUCCCAUCACUACCUCGUACCUGAAGCAUCAGCAGAGGCUACUGCAGGCGGAAAAAAACAAGGCCGCCGCGCUCAAGGAGGCUGAGUACGAGCAGAAAGUCACCGUCUUGCCCGCGGAGGACAUCGACACAGUCGAGAGGGACAGAUACUCGCCAGCCACCGGAUUGAUCGACACCAAUCUCAAUCUACUGGCCACCAUUCAGCACCUGCACUGCCAAGUGAUGCUGGCUCUCACCGAGAGGCUGAGACCCUCCAUGACGAUGCCAAGCCCCCUCGUUCUGCCUUCGAUGACCAACGUACUCUCGAACGGCAUAUUGAUGGGCUCGGAGGUGUCAGUGCAGACCGGGGAACAUCACACGUGAAAGACGUUACUCUACGAAGAGUACCAGAAGAUCGGAACGACCAAUUGACUCCUGUUUGAGAACGCGUGUCGCGGAUAUGCUUGCUUCUAACAAGAACGGACACACGGGUGGACGCAACGUCCUGACCUGUUGCUUUAAAAAAAUCGGACUAAACUGUGGCAUACUGGAUGUACUUUGACCCUAACGCAGCAAGUUCCCAACGUUUUUCGACGGGGGACUCUGCGGGGAACAGAACUAUCUAGACCGCGUCUACCUUAAUUUUUGAUAUUUAAUAAAUUACUCCUUUCUCAAAUAUCGUUGGAACUUUUACUCGAGACUCUGGAGGAUAAUGAAAUUCGGUCCCGACUGCGAACCUCGACCACGGUCUUCGAAGGCAACGAUAGCGCGGCCAAUAUCCGAUCCGAGCUGCCAUUCGUGUUAUCGGGUAACGCUAUCAUCUAUUAAACCGGAUAAGAUCAAUUACUUCAGCGGCGUCCUGGCGUCACGUCAGUUAACCGACCGCGCCGGUUCGGAUCGUUGCGCGCUCCCGAUAUAGACGGUGAAACGAAACGAAUUAUUCGUGAGUCUGUCAAAAUAUGGGUCGACCGUCGCACGUCACCGAUUUGCAAAGGAGCGCUGCAACCGCAAACCGGGGAGCGUUCGAUAUUUAGAGAUUCGGUCGCGAGACGGGCUCUGAAAUGGACGACGGGUUCGACAAAGGCGAUCGUUGUGCCAGGACAGCUCCUGAAUAGAACGGGCAAGAUUUUAGCCCAGCGCAUUGCCUCGUGACCCGCGGCCAUUGUGGAUUCUCGAUCAUUGACUGAUAGGUCGCGAAAGGUCAUUUAUUUUUUUUUCAAUUUGCGUGCGAUGCCCAGAAAACAAGUAAUUAUCGGAUCUAUGUUUAGGAUUGGCCCGUUGGUUUUUGUAAAUUUAAUUUCGAUCGCGGUCCAGAUGUAUUCGUGGACGUAGCUCAACAAGUUCGAUAAGAUCUCUGAGGUGGUGAUUUGAAUGAGAGAAGUCUAGGCCUAUAAAGUAGCGCCAUUUGAAGAAGGUUAGAAGAUCAUGGAGAAGUUAAAAGGGGCUCUGAGUCCAGGAACCUUGUUUACCUUGUUGGGCUAUAGUUCUCGCUUUCAAGAUUGAAUUUUUGCCCCCGAUUCAAGAGCCAGGACCACCCAACUUUGCGUGUACGUAAUAUGAAUGAAGAUGAAUCUCGGUUCGAGAGAAAAGUUGCUUCCUCGCUUCCAUGUUGAACUGGCCCCGAUUUUCUCGCUUGGAAACCGGGACUUGCUAUACUUUAUACUUCCUAGGACUUCGUUACUCCUGCGUCGCGAUCGCUGUGCGCACAAUUACGCUUAAUCCCGAUUGCGGAAUUGAUUUUUUACGGCGUCGUGUUGGGUAUUCCGAUGCAACGAUACCGGUGUCUGAACAGUACGUUGUUGUUCGACGUUGAACAAACGUUUCCAAAUAAGUGGGGCCUCGUUCGAUACGAAUGUUAUUAUACCAAAGGCAUUGCGAGGCACAAAAUUCUCGCGACGACCAUAUUUUCGGAACCUGACCGUAUCGUUUUAUCGAUGUUCGAGCUAUCGUCGCGAACGUGCCGCGCUCGUUCCGUCGACAAACUUUUUCGUAUUUGACCGUGUAGUCUAGCCUUGUGUAUGAUAUUAAACCUAGAGGUAGUUUUUCGUGUAUCAUAUAGCAUGUCGUUAGCCGGUGAACCUCAAGGACAACAAGGUACAUAAUAGCCCUUAAGGUGUGAUCACACGGACGUGUUUGUACUAUUAGAAGUUUGAUAAUCGUUGUGAAAGUAGCCGCAGAUGUUGAGAACACUCGUGAGAGUUUCGAAUAGCACCGAACCCUAUUAUUUUGUACAUAAAAUCGUUGUAACAUAGCGCAGUUAGUUAUUAAGGGUAAAACGCGCGACUAUAUUAUUACGAAUAAUAUUUACUAUUAUUAUUAUUAUUUUUAUUAAUAUUAUUAUUAUUAAUAUUAUUAUUAUGAUCACUGUGACAGUUAUCUAUAUAAUUAUUAUUAAUUAUUAUUUUAUUAUAUUAAAACUGCACACGAAUCAGAUGGGAAAAUAUAUGAGAUCACAAAAUCUG
Hylaeus volcanicus is the source of this 6125-nucleotide messenger RNA. RefSeq lists its product as uncharacterized. The transcript has 4 exons. Bases 1894 to 4047 code for a protein of 717 amino acids. Lineage: Eukaryota; Metazoa; Arthropoda; Insecta; Hymenoptera; Colletidae. The record is from RefSeq and is a predicted model, not a curated record.